Eimeria mitis is the source of this 3747-nucleotide messenger RNA. RefSeq lists its product as uncharacterized. The transcript has 2 exons. The coding region runs from base 1 to 3747 and encodes 1248 amino acids. Lineage: Eukaryota; Apicomplexa; Conoidasida; Eucoccidiorida; Eimeriidae. The record is from RefSeq and is a predicted model, not a curated record.
AUGGAGGAGACUGCGGCCCCCGGUCGUGCUGCAUCUGGGGACUGGAGUUUAAAGCUGCAGGCUCUGAAGGCACGCAUGAAGAAGGCUGGUGCUGCUGUUGCUGCUGCUUCUGCUGCUGCUGACGUUGCUGCUGCUGACGGUUCCUUCUCCUCUCCUGGGGCCCCCGUAUCUGCUUCUGCUGCUGCUGCUGUCACCAUCUCAUCACCACCUGCUGCUGCUUCUGCUGCUGCUGCUGCUGGGGGGCUUGCGCGAGACGGACGCCUCAAGCCACCGCCGCUACAGAGGAGACAGCUGCAGCAGCAGCAGCAGCAGCAGCUGCCGCAGCAGCAGCAGCAGCAGCAACGCCCCACCCAAACCAAAAAGAUACCAACCACUGCACAGGGGCGUCUGCUGCAGCAGCUGCAGCAAGCCUUGCAGCAGCCGCCUCCGCCUCCACUGCCGCAACAGCAACAGCAGCAGCAACAGCAGCAGCAGCACCAGCAGCAGCAACAGCAGCAGCAGCAGCAGCAGCGGGCAGUACCCCCACGAAUAGCUUCUACACCAGCAGGACGGGCAUCGUCUCCCGCAUUUGAAUCGAUUGCUGCUGCUGCUGCUGGUGCUGCUGUGCCAGUUGCUGCUUCAUCUACUGCUGCUGCUGCUUCCCCCAGCUUUGCUGCAGCACCAGCAGCAGCAUCAGCAGCAGCAGCAGCAGCACCAGCAGCACCGGUGUCUCAGUCUUUUGCUGCUGCUGGCAGCCGAGACUUCGACGCCCCCAUGUCUUUUGAAGAGCUGAUGCGCAGGAAGAGGGAAAAGGAGCAGCAGCAGCAGCAGCAACAGCAGCAGCAGCAGCAGCAGCAACAGCAGCAACAGCAGCAGCAGCAGCCACAACAUAGAGAACCAGGGACUGCGCCUCAACGGCUCUCAGACCCCACAACCGCAGCAACGCCUCCAGCAGCAGCAACAGCAGCAACAGCAGCAGCAGCACCAACAAGCUUUCCCCCGAGACGACAGCAGCAGCAGCAGCAGCAGCAGCAGCAACCGCAGCAGCAGCAGCUCCAACUGCAGCCUGAAGCACAGCCACCAAAGCCACCGCAGCAGCAGCAGCAGCCACAGCAGCAGCAGCAGCCCUUCACGACAAAAGCCUCAGGGCAGCAGCAGCGAAGCGUUUCCCCUGCUGCAGCAGCAGCAGCAGCAGGAACAGCAGCAAUGCCUACUGCAACAGCCACAAGGAGCGCACAGCCGAAGCAGCCCAUGCAGCAGCAGCAGCAGCAGCAGCAGCAGCCGCAGCAGCUGCAGCAGCAACCGCAGCAGCCGCAGCGAGUCCCCGUACAGCAGCAGUGGCGGCAGCAGCAAACACCGCAGGUUCCGCUCCCCCCACCAGCGCAGCAGCAGCAACUGCAGCAGCAACAGCAACAGCAGCAACAACGACAGCAACAGCCGCCGCUGCCGCCGCCACAGCAGCAGCAGCAGCAGCAGCAGCAGCAGAAAGCUGCUCUGGCAGCACCGGCUGCAGCACUCCCUGCUCAGACGCCGCCAGCGCCCCUCCGCAUGCAGCAGCAGCAACUGCAGCAGCAACAACGGCAGCAGCAACUGCAGCAGCAACAACGGCAACAGCAGCUGCAGCAGCAGCAGCAACAACAGCUGCAGCAGCAGCAGCAGCAGCUGCAGCAGCAACGACAGCUCCCGGUGCAGCCAGCAGCAGCUGCUGUUUCUCCAGGUCAACAAACCCCCAAGCCGAAGGCAGCAGCUGUGCGGGCUGUUCCCAAAGCAGCAGCAGCAGCAGCAGCAGCAGCAGCAGCAGCAGCAGUUCCAGUAGUAGCACCAGCAGCUAAAGCAGCAGCUGCUGCUCCAGCAGCAGCAGCAGCAGUGGCCCGUGCAGCGCCUGCAGCACCUGCUGCAGCAGCAGCUGCGCGUGUAGCACCUGCAGCAGCACCUGCUGCAGCAGCUGCAGCGCCUGCUGCAGCAGCAACUGCAGCAGCAGCAACCCGUGCUGCUCCUGCAGUAGCAGCAGGAGCAGCAGCACCAGUAGCCCGCAGACCACACAUGCCGAAAGCAGCAGCAGCAGCAGCAGCAGCACUUGCUGCUGUUCCCGUUUCUCAUUCUGCGCCUGCAGCAGCACCGCCUGCUCCCCCAGCAGCAGCAGCACGGCUCCAUCUGCAGCAGCAGCUGCAUCAACAACAGCAGCAGCUGCAGCAGCAACAACAGCAACUGCAGCAGCAGCAACAGCAACAGAAGCAGCAACAACUGCAGCAGCAGCAACUGCAACAGCAGCAGCUGCAGCAGCAGCAACUGCAGCAGCAGCAGCAGCAGCAACUGCAGCAGCAGCAGCAGAUGCAGAUGAAGAAGCCGACGCCUCGGAGUACUGCAGCAGCCUCUUCUUUCCCUCCUGCGGCUGCACCUGGACUCGGCGCACAAGCAGCAGCACCAGCAGCAGCAGCAGCAGCAGCAGCAACAGCUCCGCAGCAGCAGCAGCAGCAGCAGCAGCUUGCGCGGACUGCUCAAUCGCAGCAGCCUAAGGUGCAGCAGCAGCAGCAGAGACCAGCACCGGCUGUUGUGCCACCAGCGAAGCAGCAGCAACCAGCUGCAAAAGCUGCACCCAGACUCCCCCAGCAGCAGCAGCAGCAGCAGCAGCAGCAGGCGCGAGCUCCUGCUGGUGCUACGCUGCAGCAGCAGAAGCAGCGGACUGCUUCUCAGCCGCAGCAAAAUGUCCCCUUGGUCAAACCACAGCAGCAGCCGCAGCAGCAGCAACAGCAACAGCAGCAGCAACAACAGCAGCAGCAGCAGCGCGCUGCUGCUGUGCCUGGGGGCCCUCGACAGCCACAGCAGCAGCAGCAGCAGCAGCAGCGGCAGCAGCAGCAGCAGGGCGCAGCAGUUAGGGCCGCUGCGUCAAAGCCUCUGCAAGGCAUUCGCUCCUCCAUCCAGGAUACGGAGCAGCAGAAACUCGGCGAGGCCCUGGCUUCUUGCUGCUCCGCCUUCGCCCCCCUGAGGGGCCCCCUCUGGCCCUGGGGUUGCGGGUCCAUGGAGGCCCUCGUGAAGCAGCUGCAGCAGGUGACAGCAGCAGCAGAUUCUCGUGUUGCUGUUGCUGCUGCUGCUGCUGCUGCUACGGUGGAGGCAGCAGUUGCAGGUGCUGAGCAGCAGGAAGACCCCGUCACGCCCCUUCUGCAACGUAGAACGAGACAGCAGCAGCAGCAGCAACAGCAGCAGCAGCAGCAGCAACAGCAGCAGCAACAGCAACAGCAGCAGAAGCGGCAGCAAGCCUCUGCAUUCGCUCCGCUGCUGCCGCUGCUGCGAGUUGCAGCAGCAAAAGCAGCAGCUAUUGCUCGUGACCAGCUGUCGUUUGUUGAGAUAUAUGGAGCAGCAGCAGCAGAAGCAGAAACAGCAGCAGCAGCAGCAGGAGCGACACCAACAGCAACAGCAGCAGCAGCAGAAGCAGCUCUUGCUGCAGCAGCAGCAGAAGCACAUGCCCCCACACCGCAGCAGCUGCUGCAGCUGUCUACUGAGGAGCUCGUGCAGAGGCUUGAGGCUUUCGCGCUGCAGCAGCAGCAGCAGCUCAAAACCCUAGAUAUGCAGUUUGCUGCUGCAGUAGGCAAGAGGCUUAUAGGCCCUGAUGCUGCUGCAGCACCAACUCCAGUAACAGCAGCAGCAGCAACAGCAGCAGCAACAGCAGCAGCAACAGCAGCACCAGCACCAGCAACGCCGCAGCAACCGCUAGCAAAAAAACCCAAAAUAGUCCCCACGCUUGCAGCUGUGCCUCCUGCGGGGGCCUAA